AUGGCCAACACGACCAACCACUCUGCCCCAUACUACAGCUACGAAUACUACCUGGACUACCUGGACCUCAUGCCUGUGGACGAGAUGAAGCUGCAAGCCAACAAGCAUCUGAUCGUCAUUGCUUUUUGGGUGAGCCUGGCUGUCUUUGUGGUGCUUCUCUUCUUCAUCUUGCUCUACAUGUCCUGGACAGGCUCCUCCCAGAUAAGGAACCCCCAGCACCACCGUGCAUGUCCAUUGAACCGCUUCUUCAACCUCCUCCUUUGCGUGCGGAGGCACUCAUUGCACCACAGAGCGCCCCCUGCUUCCUCUCAGGCUCCAAGCUCAGAAGAACCAGCAAUCAGAAGCUUAAACCCUCAACAGCCACUGCCAUCUGAGAGUCCCUCCGCUUUGGACCCCCAUGGGAUCAGCUGA
This is a messenger RNA of Elephantulus edwardii (Cape elephant shrew), 411 nucleotides long. RefSeq names its product melanocortin 2 receptor accessory protein (gene MRAP). Gene Ontology annotation, biological process: regulation of adenylate cyclase-activating G protein-coupled receptor signaling pathway; protein localization to plasma membrane. Gene Ontology annotation, cellular component: plasma membrane; endoplasmic reticulum. Bases 1 to 411 code for a protein of 136 amino acids. The transcript has 3 exons. Gene Ontology annotation, molecular function: corticotropin hormone receptor binding; type 3 melanocortin receptor binding; signaling receptor regulator activity. Lineage: Eukaryota; Metazoa; Chordata; Mammalia; Macroscelidea; Macroscelididae. The record is from RefSeq and is a predicted model, not a curated record.